ACAGAUAACUUUGAUAUAACCCAUUUGUUGUUUGUUUAAUCACACAUCUCCAUCUUUCUCUCUCUAAAAAGUUUAUCUUUGUUUAGAGAGAGAGUAUCAUCAUCAUCAUCAUCAAAGCUGCUGUAUAUCAAAUGAUUUGAAAAGAAAGGUCAAAUCAACAACCCACACACACACACCCUUCUUUGAUCCAUUCGCAGAUGGUGAAGAAUGGAGGCUGUGAAUUGAAAUCGAUUUGAGUUUUUGAAGAAGUUUGUUGAUGUAUAGAAGGUGAAGAGAGAUCGAUGGCGAGUUAUUACAGUGGGAAUUCGGAAAUUCAAGGCGGAGAUGGGUUGCAGACGCUGGUUUUGAUGAACCCUGGUUAUGUAAACUAUUCCGACCACCACCAACCACCACCACAACCUCCGGCUGGGAAUUUCAUGUUUCUUAACAAUCAUCAUCAACAACCAUCGCAGACACAACAAUUUGUAGGGAUCCCUCUUUCGUCACAACCAUCGGGUUCUAUUCACUCCCAACACGACAUCUCUGCUCUACACACCUUCAUGCCACGAGUCCAGUACAACAUGUAUUCUCCGGUGGAGCUGGCGGCGCCACCGCAUGAGGUCGCAAGAUUCCAACAAGGUUUAUCGUUAACACUCUCGUCUCAGCAAUCCGGAUUCGGGUCUCAGGGUACCGGAGUACCCACUGCUUCUCCGAGGGGAGAAGGAAGAGUAAUUCCAGGCGGCGGCGCUGGUGGUGGCGGAGACGGUGGUGGUGGUGGAUCGACACCAUCAGCAUCUGGGGUUUCGAACGGAGUUAACAGUAUGCAGAGUGUACUCUUGAAUUCCAAAUACUUAAAAGCAACCCAUGAGCUUCUUGAAGAAGUUGUGAACGUGGGUAAAGGAGUUUUCAAGAACUCCGAUCAUUCCACCAAGAACCUCAUCACCACCGGCGGUGGCGGAUCACCGGCGCAAACCAGCGGAGAUGAAACCAGCAGCAAACGUGUCGAUGGAGCUGAACUUACCACCGCAGAAAGACAAGAAGUUCAAAUGAAGAAAGCGAAACUCGUAAACAUGCUUGAUGAGGUGGAACAGAGGUACAGACAAUACCAUAACCAGAUGCAGAUUGUGAUCUCAUGGUUUGAACAAGCAUCUGGAAUCGGAUCUGCGAAAACUUACACAGCAUUAGCGCUUCAAACAAUUUCGAAGCAAUUCAGAUGCUUGAAAGAUGCGAUCAUGGGGCAAAUUAAAACUGCUAGCAGGAAUUUAGGUGAAGAAGACAAUAAGAUUGAAGGUGGAUCACGUCUGAAAUUUGUAGAUAAUCAGAUUCGACAACAAAGAGCUUUACAACAAUUGGGAAUGAUUCAACACAACGCAUGGAGACCCCAAAGAGGAUUGCCUGAACGUUCUGUUUCUGUUCUUCGUGCUUGGCUGUUUGAACAUUUCCUCCAUCCAUAUCCUAAGGAUUCAGACAAGCAUAUGCUUGCAAAACAAACCGGGCUUACUAGGAGUCAGGUUUCGAAUUGGUUUAUAAAUGCUCGAGUGAGGCUAUGGAAGCCAAUGGUUGAGGAGAUGUACUUGGAAGAAACGAAAGAACAAGAACAAAACAGACUCAAAGAAAACAAAGGGAGUAAAAGCGAACAAAGUGACGAAAACGAAAAUUCGUUAUCAAGACAAGAAAACUCAAAAAGUGUUUCACCGGAAAAUUCGAAAAGAAACUUCAACCAACCUCCUCCACCAUCAAUAUCUGUUUCUCCCACUGGAAUCAACUUCCAAAACCAGUCUGGUUUCUCUUCACAAAUGGACGGAAUCACACAAUUCAAUAGCAAGAAGCCGCGAACGAAUGUAGGUUUUAUGGGAAAUCCGACUGACUUCAUGGGGGGCCUGGGUGGGUACCCUGUCGGAGAAAUCGAGCGGUUUGGUAAUCACCAAUUCCAAUCACCAUAUUCGGGAAAUGCAGUCUCUUUGACUUUAGGUCUCCCUAAUGAAAACAUUAGUGGAAUGGAAUUAGCCGAAACGAAUGAAUUCGAACCCAUGAAUCAACAAUCUUCUUCACACUCAACCACAAUUUAUGAGACCAUCAACAUUCAAAAUCAAAAAAGGUUUGGAGCACAACCUCUGCCCGAUUUUGUUACUUAAUGAAAUCAAAAAAGAAGAUUCAAUAUUGGAAUUGGAGUUAUAUAUAGAUAUAGAUUAGGGUUUCUAGAUUAUAUGGGAUGUAUAUUAAUUUUGGAUAGAAUGGAUUGGUAUAUUGUAUGCAUAAUGUACGUAUGUAAAACUAGUUGUAUCUUUUGAUGGGGGUAUACAAAAUCAAUAUUUAUAAUUUAUAAUUUA
Lactuca sativa (garden lettuce) is the source of this 2309-nucleotide messenger RNA. Its product is annotated as BEL1-like homeodomain protein 1. NCBI's taxonomy places the organism in Eukaryota, Viridiplantae, Streptophyta, Magnoliopsida, Asterales, Asteraceae. Gene Ontology annotation, biological process: regulation of DNA-templated transcription. Gene Ontology annotation, molecular function: DNA binding. The record is from RefSeq and is a predicted model, not a curated record.